AUGUUCCCUGUGUAGAUCGCGCUCGUGCCGGCCACUCCACUGAUACAUGGAAAGCGUGCGUGCGUGCGGUGCCUCUCUCUCUCGUCGUCUACCGCGUACAACCAACAUGUCAACCUACUCCUGAGUUCACGACUAAUAUACCGCAACUACGAGGAACUUCUAAUUCAGCCGAGUCCCCGGGAUACGAACAGAUCCGAGAAACGUGCGCGGAUCGGCUACCGUACUGCGGGCGCGUGCACCAUCGUGACCAGCCGCGAAUCAUCCCCAUUUGCCGAAUUGAGCGAACAUCGUGCCGCGAGCACCAUGAGCGCACCUCAGGCACCAGUGAAAUUGAGAAAUGGAGUGGUGAAGCAGGUGACAUCUGGAGACAUCAUCGUCAUCCGGGGACAGCCCAUGGGAGGCCCUCCACCUGAAGUUACGGUCACUUUGUGCAAUAUCACCGCUCCAAAAUUGGAACGUUGGAAAGGAAACGAUAGUAUGGAUGAUGUCAAGGAUGAGCCAUAUGCAUGGGAAGCCAGGGAAUUUUUGCGCAGGAAACUCAUCGGUCAAGAUGUCACUUUUGCCGUUGAGAAGUCUGUUAACACAGCUAGGACUUAUGGCACCGUCUGGCUAGGAAAAGACAGAAAUGGCGAGAACGUGAUUGAGACUCUGGUGUCUGAAGGCCUGGUGACGGUGAAGAAGGACAACCGUAAUCCUACUGCGGAGCAGACUCGGUUGAUCGAAUUGGAGAACAUAGCGAAGGCUGCGAAGAAGGGGAAAUGGGCUGACUCGCCGGUUUCCGAGCACAUAAGGGACAUUAAGUGGACCGUCGACGAUCCUCGGAAAUUGAUCGAGAAGUUCGGCAAGAAACCGAUCAAAGCUGUAAUCGAGUUCGUCUUCGAUGGCUCUACAGUCAAGGCUUUCCUCUUGCCUGAUUUUUACAACAUAACACUAAUGAUCUCGGGUGUUCGCUGCCCAGGCUGGCCGAACGGACGCCGCGAGAAUUCCGUGGGCGACCCUUACGCGGACGAAGCCAGAUACUUUGUGGAAUCUCGACUCUUGCACAGGGACGUCGAGAUAGUGCUGGAGUCGGUAAACAAUAACAACUUCAUUGGCAGCGUUAUUCAUCCUAAGGGCAAUAUCGCCGAGAUUCUAUUGAGCGAGGGUUUCGCCAAGUGCCAGGAUUGGUCGAUCAGCAACAGCAGAUCCGGCGCGGAGAAGCUCUACUUGGCCGAGAAAGCCGCGAAGGAGGCGCGUUUGCGCCUGUGGAAGGACUACAAGCCGUGCGGCCCGCAGAUUGAGUUCACUGGCACCGUCGUUGAGAUCAUCAACGCGGACGCGCUCAUUAUCCGCACGCAAAACGGCGAGAACAAGAAGGUAUUUCUCAGCAGUAUUCGACCGCCCGCCCGCGAGAAGAAGAACACCGAGGACAGUAACAACACCGCCCGGCCGAAGGACUUCAGACCCCUGUACGACAUACCGUGGAUGUUGGAAGCGCGAGAGUUCUUGCGCGAGAAAUUCAUCAGGAAGAACGUGAAGGUGGUGGUCGAUUAUACGCAGCCGGCCAGGGACAAUUUCCCGGAGAAACUCUGCUGCACGGUUACAUGCGGCAAAACGAACAUCGCGGAGGCAUUAGUCGCACGGGGUCUCGCGCGAGUGAUCAAGUACAGGCAGAACGACGAUCAGCGUUCCUCUCAUUAUAAUCUCCUGCAAGUGGCCGAGAGCAAGGCGGAGAAAUCGCAGCAUGGGCUGCACGCGAAGAAGGACAUUCCAGUUCAUAGAAUAGUGGAUCUCUCGAACGACCCGUCGAAGGCGAAGGCGUUCCUGACCUCCCUCAAGCGAGCGCAGGGGAUCAGAGCUGUCGUGGAGUUCGUAACGAGCGGCUCGCGCCUGAAGCUCUUCCUCCCGAAGGAAGACUACGUUAUCACGUUCGUGCUGGCUGGGAUAAGAACUCCGCGCUGCCAAAGGACGUUGCCCGGCGGCGGGGUAGUGAAGGCCGACGAGUACGGCGAGAAAGCUCUGGCCUUCACCAAGGAGCACUGUUUCCAACGGGACGUGGAGAUCAAGAUCGAGAGCACAGAGACGAAAUUGAGCGGUUUCAUCGGCUGGUUGACGGUGAACGACGUCAACAUGUCCGUCGCUCUGGUCGAGGAGGGCCUCGCUGAGGUGGUGAAUUUCCAGGAUUCCGGCGAGAUCACGAGGAGUCUUAAGGCCGCGGAGGAACGCGCGAAAACGAAGAUGCUCAAUAUCUGGAAAACGCGCGCGGAGAUGCCAGUGGAGACCGACAAGAUCGUGGACGAGAAGGAAGGACAGGAGCGGAAGAUCGACUAUCAGAAGGUCGUGAUUUCCGAAGUCACCGACGACCUCCACUUCUACGCCCAGAGUGUCGAUCAAGGAAGUAUGCUGGAGAACUUACUGCUGCAGCUACGGCAAGAGUUAUCGGCCAAUCCGCCGCUACCCGGCGCCUACAAGCCGACCAGGGGCGACCUGGCGGUCGCGAAAUUCACGGGCGACGAUCAGUGGUAUCGUGUGAAGACAGAGAAGGUUUCCGGCACCAACGUCAGCGUGUUCUACAUAGACUAUGGUAACAGGGAGACCGUCCAUGUUACGCGAGUCGCCGAUCUCCCCGCGCGCUUCGCUACCGACAAGCCGUAUGCCCACGAGUACGCGCUCGCAUGCGUGACGCUUCCGAGCGACGCCGACGACAAGAGAGCGGCUGUAGAGGCGUUCAAAGAAGACGUAUUGGACAAAAUUCUGCUCUUGAACGUGGAAUACAAACUGAGUAGCAAUCUGACUGCUGUUACGUUGGCGCAUACCAAUACAAACUACGACAUUGGAAAGGGAUUGAUUUCCGACGGAUAUGUGCAUGUUCAGAAGCAUCGGGACAGGAGGCUCACGAAAUUGAUCGAGGAAUAUAAGAAGGCUGAGGAAGACGCGAAGCAUAAUCACCGCAACAUUUGGAUGUACGGGGACGUACGACCAGAAGAUGACGACAAAGAGUUCGGGUUGUAAUUGAAUAAAGUGCUCAAACAUGGAAUUUAAGCAUUAUCGAUAACCGGAGGAAGGACGAGACGUGUUAAAAGCAAAAAAAAAAGAAAAUAACGUAAGAAUAAUUACGUAUAUGCUACACUUAGGCGGUUAAGAAUGAUGAGUGUCGAUGCGGGAGUUACAUGUUGCAUUAGUCGCGAUGCAAUUAUAUAUAUUUCAAUAUAUAAAGAGAAUUGUACAUAACGAUUUUAAUAAUUUCUGUAAUAUGCAAUGGAACAAAAAGCGCGCACGCGAAGCAGUAGUUGAAACGAGACUACGCGAACGCGGAACGUCACAUGUAUUCUCAUCGACAUGAACAUUCGUUAUUAUUCUCGGUGCCACAAAUGCAAAUUGUUUGAUGACCUUAUCGACCGGUACAACGCCCUUAACGUGCAAUUUAAUGUGUCAAUCAUGUUAGAUAUAUUGAUUAUUUGCUUUUCCUAUAUAUAUAUAUAUAUACAUAUUGGAUGAACAGUUAUCAUGCGUGCUACUUUCCAAGUUUUUAUAUGGGUGAUGAUAGCUGUAGGAUUUGUAAUUGCGAAUUUAAUCAGAGGCACUGGUAGUUAAACGGAAAUAGGGAGGAACGUUCAUAUCAAGCAGAGCAUCGGGAUAUUUUCAAUCAAACCGGUACAGUGUCACCCGGUAUAAAGGUUUCCAUCCCUGAAUGACGUGUGUGUGAGAAUGAGUGUGUGUGCAGAUACAGCAUAAUACAAUGGGGAAAUAAUAAUAAUAAUAACGCGACGGAAGAUACUGUACAAUUACACAUGCCGUCUUUCUUGCGACUCUACCGUCUGUUUUUCCGACGAAUUUCACGUAAUGCAUAUGUACGUUGUAUUCAUAAACGAGUUUGAUAUUAAUGUACUUACAAGAAAUUAUUUAUGCAGUUAUCCUACGGAUCAGUCUUACAAAUUGCAGUACAAUUAUGAAACUUAAGCGUUCGGGAUUCGUUUGAGAUGAACAAGUGUUAUCUAUCAUGUAUCCGGAUGAAAUAAGUCGCAAUUGUUACGAGAGAGAAAGAGAGAGACGCGGCAAUGUUUGCGAUGCCCCAAGUACAUAGAAACCUACAUUAUUCUGUGCACCACCAGAGAAUAAGUCCGUUUGUCUCAGAUAGAUUUAAUACAUUAUAAUUGAUUAUAAUGUUGAUCAAAGAUCUUUAUACCGUAUACUGUAUCCGACAUUGUUUUUUUCUACUUCCUCCUUCAAACAUUUUGCGACCAUAAGCUUUUAUCUGCAGUACUUCGUUGACAUUAUAUCACAACUCAUUGACACAAUUUACCGAGGUAAUUUUGUAAGUAAAAUAUCGGAUAAACCUAUAAUUGUAUUAUCCUAUUGGAUAAUCGGCACAUCAUAUGUGUACACAUAUAUUGUAGGAUCAAAAAAAGAAAAUAAAUAAGAAAGAUUUGUUUUAAUUA
Dinoponera quadriceps is the source of this 4418-nucleotide messenger RNA. It is a transcript of the gene Tudor-SN, whose product is annotated as staphylococcal nuclease domain-containing protein 1. Gene Ontology annotation, biological process: regulatory ncRNA-mediated gene silencing; mRNA catabolic process. The coding region runs from base 304 to 2991 and encodes 895 amino acids. The transcript has 9 exons. NCBI's taxonomy places the organism in Eukaryota, Metazoa, Arthropoda, Insecta, Hymenoptera, Formicidae. The record is from RefSeq and is a predicted model, not a curated record. Gene Ontology annotation, cellular component: cytosol; RISC complex; nucleus. Gene Ontology annotation, molecular function: RNA binding; nuclease activity.